AUGAUGGAGAGUUUUCCAAUCGUCGCCGUCGAUACGGAGUUUCCGGGUUUCUUGCAUAACACCCCACGAGCAGCCUCUGAAUCUGAACGGUAUGAUGAUCUGAAAUACAAUGUGGAUAGGAUGAAGAUUAUACGGCUGGGUAUAACAUUGUUUGAUCGGUUUGGGGUAGUAGGGGGUGUUUGGCAGAUUAACUUCUGCAACUUUGAUCCUGAUUUGGAUGAUCAUAACAAACGAGAUGGGGUAGAUGUGUACACGUUUGCUGACAAGUUUUGUGAGAUCUUGGUGAGGUAUGGUAGAGAUAGGGUUCGGUGGGUGACAUUCCACGGACUCUACGAUCUAGCUUACAUGUUGAAGAUUGUGAUUCGUGAUGAAUUGCCAAGUUCGAUUAUGGGGUAUGUUGAACACAUUGGCCAUGUCUUUGGUCAUGUGUAUGAUGUCAAGUUUAUGGCAAAAUAUUGCCACGGGUUGUUGGAUGGUGAACUAGGGCUGGAAAAGCUCGCCAAACUAUUAAAUGUGGAGCGAUUUGGGGAAGCACAUCAGGCUGGUUCGGAUAGUUUAUUGACUGCUGCUACGUUCUCCAAGAUGAAGGGUGUCUAUGGGCUACCAGAGAGGAUGUUUGAAGGAUUCUUGUAUGGGAUCAGUGCUAGGAUCAAGAGGCCUCGUCCAAUGAUUGCAUUUUUGCCACAGCCGCCUCAGCCAAUUUUGUUGGGAUAA
Messenger RNA from Ilex paraguariensis (yerba mate), 714 nucleotides. Lineage: Eukaryota; Viridiplantae; Streptophyta; Magnoliopsida; Aquifoliales; Aquifoliaceae. The record is from the annotation of a GenBank genome assembly.